AUGAGUAGCCAUUCUGCCUCCGCGGAUGACGCGGCUUCCCUUCCCGAGUUGCUUUCCACCUACUCCAAUGUUGCGUUGCUGGAUCCGCGCUUCGAGCUCUAUUGGACCGUCAACAGCAGCGACGCGACCAUUCACAUGGCAUUGAAUGCAAAAACUACGGGAUGGUUCGCUAUAGGCAUCUCCGAGAUUGGCUCCAUGGUGGGCUCAGAUGCCCUCGUCGCAUGGGUCGCACAGUCCGAAGCCCGCGUGUAUGCGACGGAUCGCUUCAUCUUCAACAAGACGACCGCCGGAAUCGUACUCGACGACAAGCAGGACUGGCACAUUCUGGGCGGCAGUCAGACCAAGAACCAAUCCACGGGCGACACGUGGACCACCGUGCACGUGUGGCGCAAGCUGGACACGGGCGACUGCAACGACCGUCCCAUAGUUCCCGGGAAGCUUCACAACGUCAUCUGGGCGCUGGGCGCCACGGCUGACGUUAGCUACCACAGCUCCGACCGCGGCGCGUCCUCUCUCGUGCUCGCUCCUGCCCCCGGCCCCUCCAUUAUCGCGCCCACGCCUCCCCCUUCCGCCUCCUCCUCCGCCUCCGCCUCCGCGUCCGCGUCCACUGCGUCUGAUUCGCUCCGAGCAUUUGGGAGGUUGGCUGCGCAGCAGCAGGCAGGGAAGCAGCAGCAGCAGCAGGCAGGGAAGCAGCAGCAGCAGCAGGCGGCGCAGGAGAGCAGGCUGAAUUUCACGUUCACCAACUACCGGGUGCCAACGAACCACACGACCUAUCGCUGCAAGGUGCUUCGCGGUAUAGUGGUGGACAUUGCUCUCAAGACCAAGACUCAUGCGGUUGAGUGGGGUAUCGUGCUCAACUCUACUGACAUCUCAGCCGUCCAUCAUGCCAUCAUCUACGGCUGCAAAGCGUAA
This is a messenger RNA of Closterium sp. Naga37s-1, 912 nucleotides long. Lineage: Eukaryota; Viridiplantae; Streptophyta; Zygnematophyceae; Desmidiales; Closteriaceae. The record is from the annotation of a GenBank genome assembly.